This is a messenger RNA of Stegodyphus dumicola, 808 nucleotides long. Its product is annotated as dynein axonemal heavy chain 7-like. Gene Ontology annotation, molecular function: ATP binding; ATP hydrolysis activity; dynein intermediate chain binding. Gene Ontology annotation, cellular component: dynein complex. NCBI's taxonomy places the organism in Eukaryota, Metazoa, Arthropoda, Arachnida, Araneae, Eresidae. Gene Ontology annotation, biological process: microtubule-based movement. The record is from RefSeq and is a predicted model, not a curated record.
ACUGGUUAUAACUCCACUCACCGAUCGUUGUUAUCGCACUCUCGUCGGAGCCUUUCAUCUUCAUUUAAAUGGUGCCCCAGAAGGACCUGCAGGUACAGGAAAAACAGAGACAACUAAAGAUUUAGCAAAAGCUUUAGCCGUUCAAUGUGUGGUUUUUAAUUGCUCGGAUGGAUUAGAUUAUAUUGCCAUGGGAAAGUUUUUUAAAGGGCUUGCUUCUUCUGGAGCCUGGGCAUGCUUUGAUGAAUUUAACCGUAUCGAGCUAGAAGUGCUUUCAGUGGUUGCUCAGCAGAUUCUGUGUAUUAUACGGGCAGUACGUGCAAAUGUAGAUAGUUUUAACUUCGAAGGCACUGAGCUGAAAUUGAAUCCCAACUGCUAUGUUUGCAUUACUAUGAAUCCUGGCUAUGCUGGGCGAUCUGAGCUUCCAGAUAACUUGAAGGUCUUGUUCCGCACUGUUGCCAUGAUGGUUCCAGAUUAUGCAAUGAUCGGAGAGAUCUCUCUAUAUUCAUUUGGAUAUCUAGAUGCUCGUAAUUUGGCUGUCAAAAUUGUAACAACUUACCGUUUAUGUUCUGAGCAGUUGUCAUCUCAAAAUCAUUAUGACUAUGGAAUGAGAGCAGUAAAAGCAGUACUAGCUGCUUCUGGAAAUUUAAAGCUAAAAUUUCCUGAUGCGAAAGAGGAUAUUCUUCUUUUGCGAUCUAUACUUGAUGUAAAUUUACCAAAAUUUUUGUCGCAUGAUAUACCUUUGUUUGAAGGAAUUAUAUCAGAUCUGUUUCCAGGAGUCACGCUUCCUAAACCUGAUUAUCAAAACUGA